CGCGUCGAAGGUUGCCGUUGUCGCGACUGGGUAGACGCGGACGAUGUUGAGCGCCGAUUAUUCGGUAAUACCCAAGUCGAACACCCAACUGUUGCGCACGCGCCCGUGCGCGUAGUCUUCUGCGUCCCACCGCCUCCCACAACAUUAUUGAUUGUUUGCCGGUUCGUACGCCGCGUUGAGUUCUGCGCGCCGAACGUUAUUCAACAAUAUUAAUUAUUAUAUUAUUUUUUUCCUGUGCCGUAGAGGUUUUUUUCCGAGUUUGAUUUGUUUAACCGUCUGUAAUCAUUGCCAAAAUGGAAGAAGAACUACGUCGCAUGGAGACUGCAGUACAAGAUGUUUUAAAUGAUAUAGAUAGAAAAUGUUUGAGGACUUUGCUAAUUAAGAUGCAUAAAUGUGCUAUUGAAUGUUGUAGAGACUCUUCAAAUAACAUGAAAUCAUUGGAAGUAUGUAAGGAAAAUUGCUCAAAAGAAGCAAUAGCUGCUCAGAACUAUUUUCAUAAUGAAUUUAACAAGUGGCAGAAUAGAAUACAACGUUGUGUACAAGAUUGUGAUGAAGCUGUUGUGGCCGAAAUACCCAGUGACAAAAAUUGGAGUAAAAAUGAGAUGAAUAAAUAUACAAAAGAAGCAGAUGGAUGUGCAUCACGAUGCUUUAUCAACUACAUUAAAAUAUUACCAGAAUUGGCCAAUAAAAUUGUUGAUAACUUACAAUAAGAUCAAUUGCAUUUUAAAGAUUACACAUUCAAGGAAAUAUAUGUACAGCAUCAAUCAUAUUUUUUUUAAUUUUAAUGUGUAUCAGUCUAUCAUAUUGGCUUAAUGUAACUUAAAGUUAUUCACAAAUUUCAAUUAAUUGUGCUCUUAUAAUUUGACAUAUUAUGUAUGUUAAUAAAGUGU
Messenger RNA from Aphis gossypii (cotton aphid), 890 nucleotides. RefSeq lists its product as uncharacterized. The transcript has 5 exons. The coding region runs from base 294 to 710 and encodes 138 amino acids. NCBI's taxonomy places the organism in Eukaryota, Metazoa, Arthropoda, Insecta, Hemiptera, Aphididae. The record is from RefSeq and is a predicted model, not a curated record. Gene Ontology annotation, cellular component: cytoplasm.